AUGCCGGCCGCGUUGAACGCAGAGAAGUUCGUUCGCUAUUUCGGCAAUGAAAAGACAACCCACUUCACUUUAAGUAUCUUCAGCAUGGCUCUGAUGAUUGCAAAGGAUAUCCAUGACAAGGAAAGGUACGGGGAUAUCCUUGUCUUCUUCCAGUCUGUUGAGGAGGUUGAGGAGGUUUGCAAUUUGCUCCGCAAGGAGAUAGUUUAUGUUAUAGACCUCGGCAAGUCCAAGAAAUCUGAUAGUAACCCGCGCAUGGGAUUGGAAUCCCUUCUCAAGGGUCCCAUCUCUCAGGCUGCCGCUCGUAAGCGCGCAGGUCGCAUCAAGCCUGGCUUUUGCUAUCGCCUCUACACCCAUUAUCUUUCAUGGAAGGCCAUGGGCUUUGAUGAUGUGGCUCAUUUCGACUUCAUCAUGGAUAACAGACAGUGGUUAUUUAAUAUAUUCCUCAACCAGCGUGUUCUAGAAGAAGCUACAAACUUAGGAUCGACGACAACUCAAGGAACAGUUCUGCUCGUUGUUAGAUUGGAGAAUGAAAUGUAA
This is a messenger RNA of Fusarium subglutinans, 537 nucleotides long. Its product is annotated as pre-mRNA-splicing factor ATP-dependent RNA helicase prp43. Gene Ontology annotation, cellular component: intracellular anatomical structure. The coding region runs from base 1 to 537 and encodes 178 amino acids. Lineage: Eukaryota; Fungi; Ascomycota; Sordariomycetes; Hypocreales; Nectriaceae. Gene Ontology annotation, molecular function: RNA binding. The record is from RefSeq and is a predicted model, not a curated record. The transcript is spliced from 5 exons.